Molecule: messenger RNA, 541 nt
Organism: Moneuplotes crassus
Lineage: Eukaryota; Ciliophora; Spirotrichea; Euplotida; Euplotidae
Source: the annotation of a GenBank genome assembly
GUAGCUGAUGCUAAACUCACUUUCACCCCAUUCAAAAAUCGAAGAAACUCUACCAGUCAUGCCUGAGAAGCCUAGAAGAGGCACUGAUGCUGAAACUGGCAUUCAUACCCCUCCUUGCUCACACAACGGCUCCUCUGAUGGCAACUCAGAUAACGUUAAGAUCCGACUUAAGAAGAAUCGAGAGAGUGCUUGUCGCAGUCGGCUUAAGAAAAAGCAACAAGCCACCCAAAUGCAAGAAGAAUAUGAUACCUUGCUCUCUGAAAAUACCCAGAUCCAGCAAAAGAUUGACUGAUGAAAACAAAGGAUAUCCAAAGUUGAAGAAUACAAUGCUCGGCUCAAGAAGAGCAUAGAAAAUAUGCAAAUUCAGCAAAAUCUGGUUCUAACCUUGUUAACCCAAAGGAAACAGAUUCCCUCUCUCUACAUAAAGCCUUUGACCAAAAACCUAAAUGACAUCAUUCCUCCACUUAAGAGUGUAUUACCAGAGGCUGUUAGGGGUAUAACCCCAGCUACGAGCUUCAAAUAAAACUGAGACAUCUAAUUU